AUGAGUAGUGAUUAUAGCGAAGAGGAUGCUUCUGGGAAGUCAGGAAAACGCAAGGACAAAGUCAUAGAGCUGAUCGAGGUCGACGGGAAGAAAGUCAGCAAAACUUCAACUGGUAAACGAAAAUUUCACAAGAAGUCCAAAAACGGAUGCGACAACUGCAAACGUCGGCGUGUCAAGUGCGACGAGGGCAAGCCCGCUUGUCAAAAGUGUCUAGCCAUGAAUUUGGAGUGUUGCUACACACCAGUGGUGCCUCGCAAGCAAAAAAAUGCCAGCAACACCAAUCUGGACACUGUGAAAAUCGCAUCUCUUAAACACGAGGACCUUUCCGAAGAUCUCGAGCCGCAGAACUUGGAAGAUCUGAAGGAGGUCCCAGCAGCAUCACAGAACACUGCAAAGACGGGACACGCCGCCGCUAGCGGCUCCCAAAAACAAUCUCAAGUCCCGAACCCGGCUGCUGGCCAACUGGGUUCUCCGGAUAACCUUCUUUUACCUCCCCUGUUCCCUGGCGCGAACAUGCAGCUACAGCAGCAGAUCCAGCAGCAACCGCAAUUGCUACCACAACUAAUGACCUUAAGCAAUUCGGAGAAGUUUGCAGGAUUUGAUUUCCCCAACAGCCCACCAUUCCAGUCUACUUCCAUGAACAUUACCAAUAGCAUAGGCAGCUUUUUCGCUGCCAACAAACUUCUGCCCAACGUUAUGAACAACGUUUCCAAUUUACAACAACAACAGCAACAACAUCAGCAUCAACAGCAGCAGGAUCGGCCGCUUUCCUCCCCGCAAAAGCAGCAUUAUAAUCAACAUGUUCAAGCCUCGCCUCUUUCUUCGAUAUUACAAUCACAGGAAAUGGUACAAAGUCUGAGUCGGGCCGGAAUCAAUUUCAGACAGAUGGCGAUGUUCUCAACCGCUGGGAUCGGCGGUGUGACGUACGACCUUCAAGAGCUCAUGGGCAUGAAAUCUCAAGAAACCGGUGACGGGCAAGAGAAAAAUGCAAGCACCACAGCAGAAGAGGUCCUCGCCACACUGCAACGACAACAGCAAAACAUGCAACAACAGAAUACCUCGCAAAAAAAUAAUGACGGCCAGGUCAACGACGGAAGUGCAACAAACUUCUCGAGUCUCAACCCCGAGGCAACGCCAAACCCUGCCAACAAUCCUACCAUAUCACCUGCAGCGCCAAUGUCUCCUAUGGGUAAAAACGGAGCUUCACAUCUAGCACCAGACGGCCAUCAAUAUUACGGUCAGAAAGAACCUUCGAGUGAAACUCCUGGUCUCGACAGUAAACUCAUGGGAAAAUCCGCCAGUCAGGAGCCCAUCACGUCGGAAGAUGAGAAAUCUCGGCUUGGGGCGAUUCCAAGAUUAGUGCAACUUUCCAAGGAAGGUAGCCUGAACCUGGUGGACCUGAAGCUAUUCCAUCACUACUGUACUGAAACAUGGCCCACCAUAACCUCUGCGGGUAUUAGUGGGAAGAAAAUUUGGAGUGAUGAGAUACCGAAACUCGCUUUCGACUAUCCAUUUCUGAUGCAUGCACUGUUGGCUUUCAGCGCCACACACUUGUCGCGUAAAGAACCAGGUUUGGAACAGCAUGUCGCUGCGCAUCGACUCGAUGCUUUGAGAUUGCUGCGGAAAGCCGUUUUGGAAAUUUCCGAGGACAAUACGGACGCUUUGGUUGCAAGUGCACUAAUUUUGAUUAUGGACUCUUUGGCGAAUGCUUCUUCUCCCAAUUCCACCUCCCCAGAUUCGUUGGCUGCUUCCAUCUCUCCGUCUGCAUGGAUUUUCCACGUCAAGGGUGCUGCCACUAUUUUGACUGCUGUCUGGCCCUUGACUGAAAAGUCUCGAUUUCACAAUCUCAUCUGUGUCGACCUCAGCGACCUCGGCGACAUUAUUAACCAGGACAGCGGCACGGUUUCAGAGCUGGUGUGUUUUGACGAAAGCAUUUCGGACCUUUACCCUGUUGAGAUUGACUCGCCUUACCUGAUAACACUGGCAUAUCUUGAUAAAUUGCAUCGUGAGAAAAACCAAUCUGAUUUUGUUCUACGAAUAUUUGCUUUCCCUGCACUGUUGGACAAGACAUUUUUAGCACUUUUGAUGACAGGAGACAUGGGGGCUAUGCGGAUCAUGAGAUGCUACUACCAGCUUCUUCGUGGGUUUGCUACCGAAGUCAAGGACAAGGUUUGGUUUUUGGAGGGCGUCACCAAGGUCUUGCCGCAAGAUGUCGAUGACUACAGUGGUGGCGGUAUGCACAUGAUGCUGGAUUUUCUGGGUGGAGGAUUACCUUCUAUGACUACUACAAACCUUCAACCAGGUCUCACUGACUUCAUGUAA
Molecule: messenger RNA, 2322 nt
Organism: Lachancea meyersii CBS 8951
Lineage: Eukaryota; Fungi; Ascomycota; Saccharomycetes; Saccharomycetales; Saccharomycetaceae
Source: the annotation of a GenBank genome assembly